Papaver somniferum (opium poppy) is the source of this 933-nucleotide messenger RNA. RefSeq lists its product as uncharacterized. The transcript has a single exon. NCBI's taxonomy places the organism in Eukaryota, Viridiplantae, Streptophyta, Magnoliopsida, Ranunculales, Papaveraceae. The record is from RefSeq and is a predicted model, not a curated record. Bases 1 to 933 code for a protein of 310 amino acids.
AUGACCAUCAAAGCUGGCAUGUGGGAAGUUAAUGAUCAAGUAUUACAAGUUAGAAAUUGGGUUUCAAACUUCACACCAUCAUCACAACGUACAUCUAAAUCUCAAGUUUGGGUUAGGUUACCUGGUUUAGGGUUGGAAUUUUGGAAGGAGGAAAUUCUCUUCAAAAUAUGUAAGGAAAUCGGAACUCCUAUUAAAAUUGAUACUGCUACUGCAAAUUGUGAAGUUGGUUAUUAUGCUAAUGUUCUAGUUGAGAUAGAUUUUGCUCAUUCUAUUCCUAACAAAAUCUGGAUUGGUACAAAGUUUGGAGGAUUUUUUCAGGAUAUUUCAAUUCUUUUAUGUCCUAAAUUUUGUCAUAACUGCAAAAUCAUUGGUCACUUAACUACUGAAUGUAGAGUUGAGCAGUAUAAAACUAAAGUGGACAAUGCAGGUGGAGAGAAUAAGCAAUUUACUACACCAGAAAAGCAGCAACAAAUUCCAUUUGAUAUUUGUGAUGUAUCAGAAAGAGCAGGUGAGGAUUUUGUAGUUAAUACUAUUCAUGAAACACAAGUUAUCAAGUUAUCUACAGGAAACAAUAUACUCCAGAAAGGCAAAUUCAGUCUUCUUGAAUGUGAAAAAGGAGAAAUAGAUAAUGAAGCUGUCAUUAAAGAAGUUCCAAAUGUUUCAACACCAAAGAAAGCAAACAGUUUAGAAAGUACCACUAUCAAGUAUGUAGAUGGAAAAACUAGUCAAGUAUCCAAUGAAGCUGUUAAAGUGACCCCUUGGUCUAAAAUAGUUGAAAAGGAAAUGGUAUCUAAUGCAACAUCAUCAUCAAAUGCUACAAGUCCAACUGAUCCAGUAAAGGUAACUAAACAAUUUCAAGCAAAUAACAAGUAUAAUUUCAGGAAAAAUCAAGGAAAAGAAGGCACUAAAAAUCCUCCUCCUCCUAUCAAAUGA